AUGUUUACUGGUGUAAUUUUUUUAUUAUUCGCAACAGCAGUUCUUGCAACUGAGCCUUUUUAUUGGAGACUUUACAACGGAGAAAUUCCCAGUGAUGCUAUUUCUACUGAAGAUUCAAACGUGUUUAUUGGUCAUGCGGAAGAACAAAUCAACCUCCUCAAUUUUUACCCAGCCACACUCAAUGCGACAUCUCAAACAGCCACAACCGCUAUAUUAGCCAAGAAAGCUGUUAUUAGCAACAUAAACGCCAUUAUGGUCUUAUGUUCACCAAAACCAACUCGUUUAAAAUGGAAAUAUGUUAACAUUGCAUCUGUGCAAGGAGAUUUCUUGAAUAAUCUGGUUCGAGCGGGUUAUUACAGCGAUGUUUAUAGGUAUGUUGGAAAAGUGUUCCACGACAACCAAUGGAAAAUCUCAACAGUGUAUCAAUACGGACACAAAUGGGCAGGAUUAAGGCUUUGGCAUAAUAAGAGUGGAGAUGGAUUUACUAAGUUCUAUAAAUACUGUAGUUAUCGUAGUUAUUUCGUCAGUUUUGUUAAGAAUAAACGUGUUGGUUGGUGCAAUUUUUGUUACAUUAUCAUGCUUCAAUCGAUAAAUCACUUUGUUGCUGAAGCAGAUAAUGUCAGACGACAACCACGACCCAUAUCGUCUAAACACCGUCUAAAGGAUAAUGAUUUAAAGGUAUUUUCAUGGAAUGUUCGAACACUAAACCGUGAAGAGACACUUAACCUCUUGGAGCAGCAAAUAGCACGAUAUGGAGCUGACCUGAUUGCAGUACAAGAAAUACGUUGGACCGGAAAGAGAGUCUUGCAGAAGGAAAAUUUCGACCUGUAUUAUAGUGGUCACAGCACGCAAUGCAAAUAUGGUACCGGCUUCAUGGUGAUGAAAAAAGCUAAGGAAAUGGUGUUAGACUUUAAAGCUAUUAACGAGAGAAUGUGUGUAGUCAGAAUAAAGGGGAAAUUUUUCAAUAUCAGUAUUAUUAAUGUGUAUGCGCCUACUCUGGCUAACUCAGUCCAAGAGAAAAACAAAUUCUACGAUCACUUAGAAAAUGCAUAUGAUCAAACCCCAGUCAAUGAUAUAAAAGUGAUUAUUGGUGACAUGAAUGCCAAGAUUGGUAAGGAGGAGAUAUACCGAGGGUGUAUUGGAAGACAUAGCCUCCAUGAGGAAAGUAAUGACAACGGAAAUCGAGUUAUAAAUUUUGCAGCUUCAAAAAACAUGGUGGUAGGAAGCACAAUGUUUGAACACAAAACUAUACACAAGGCCACAUGGGUAUCCCCUGGUGGAAGAACCGAAAACCAAAUCGAUCAUGUACUUAUAGACAGAAGACACUGCUCAAAUCUUAUGGACGUCAGAACGUACAGGGGAGCAAAAAUCCAUCAAAAAAGAGACCACUACCUGAUUGGAGCGAAAUUGAGAGCAAGAAUUUCCAACGUUCAACAAAUUGAAGGAAAACAAUCAAGGAGAUACAAUACAUAUGCCCUAAAACAAGAAGAAACAUUGAUUGCAUACCAGAAUUAUAUUAAUGAUAACUUAAGAAUUGAAGAUGACGAACCAGUAAAUUCUAUGUGGCAAAGUGCUAAGGAGGUCAUAAAACAAGCAGCCGAACGCACUUUGGGUUAUGAAGAUAGAACACCACGAAACGAUUGGUUUGAUAACGAAUGCCAAGAGGUGACGAACAGAAAAAACGAAGCAUACCAGAAGAUGCAACUGGAGAAAACGAAAGAGGCAGAGGAGACAUAUAGAAAUCUUAGAAGAGAGGAAAAGAAAAUGCAUAGGAAAAAGAAAAGAAAAGAGAGUGAAAAGAGAACAUUGGACGAAAUAGAGCGACUCAAAAACCAGUCAGAAACGAGAAAGUUCUACCAAAGAGUCAACUAUAUGAAAACGGAUUUUAAACCGAAAGUCAACAUGUGUAAUAGCAUGAAUGGACAAAUUCUUACCAACAAGGCGGAGGUCUUAAAUAGAUGGGUGGAACACUUCUCCGAACUGCUGGGCUCUGAUUACCAAGAAGAAGGAGAAGAAUUAGAAAUACAAAACAAUGACCCAGUAAAAAUGCCCAGUUUGCAGGAUAUACAAAAAGCCAUAGAAAAGCUAAAGGACCAUAAAGCUCCGGGAAGUGAUGCCAUUACAGCGGAACUCUUUAAAGCCGGUGGGCAAAGAUUAGAAGAAGCUAUGCUGCAAAUCAUCCUAAAAGUUUGGCGCGAAAAAGAGAUGCCGGAUGAGUGGAACAUCGGAGUCAUAUGCCCCUUACAUAAGAAAGGUGACCAAUUAGAAUGCAGCAGCUAUCGUGCAAUCACACUACUUAACACUGCUUACAAAAUACUAUCUCACAUCUUGAUAGCUCGCAUAAGAAGAUACGCGACACCCAGUAUUACUGGUCGAUCGGCGAUAGAUCAGAUUUUCGUGUUGCGUCAAGUGCUUGAGAAAUGUUAUGAGUACAACAUCGAUACGUUUCACCAUUUUAUUGAUCUUAACCCGAGCUAUGAUACCAUCUCAAGAUACAAGCUGUAUCAGGCCAUGAAUGAAUUAAGCAUUCCAAAACACCUAAUUGAGUUGACAAAAAUGACAAUGUCGAAAGUGGUGUGUCGUGUAAAAAUACAAAAUGAAAUUUCAAAUGAUUUCGAGAGAACCGGAGGUGUGAGGCAGGGUGAUCCGCUGGCGGAUCUCCUGUUUGAUAUAGCGCUGGAGAAAGAAUAUGGGAUUACAAAUAAAUGCGGAUACGACGAAGUUUAUGUAUGCCGCGAAAAAACGAGACAAUUACAAGAAGGCAGUGGAAGAGGUCGUAUACCUUGGAGCUUUAAUAAACUGGAGAAAUGA
Molecule: messenger RNA, 2811 nt
Organism: Onthophagus taurus
Lineage: Eukaryota; Metazoa; Arthropoda; Insecta; Coleoptera; Scarabaeidae
Source: RefSeq, a predicted model, not a curated record